UAAACACUAAAGAAGAAGCGGAAGCGGCAAAGGAGAAAGAAGCAGAACAAGAAGAACCCGUGACGUCUUUCUAGGGGCGCCAAAUCCGGAGCGGACAGAAACACAACACGAAAGUUUUUAAGAGUCCCUUCGCCGUCUAAACAGCCGGCUGUCAUGGACCUGAGCUCCUUUGAAAUAGACAACUCGGUCAGCUGCCGACUGGCUUCUCAGAUCCCUGAUGUCUGCAGGACUGAGGACUGCUGUUUGGGCAUUGACGAGGCAGGAAGGGGGCCUGUGCUGGGGCCCAUGGUGUAUGGAAUAUGUUUUUGUCCAGUUUCCAAAAAGCAGGAGCUGAAGGACUCAAAAGUGGCAGAUUCAAAGACUCUAACGGAAGCAGAAAGAGAGAAUCUUUUCCAAAAACUGGAUGAAGCCAGAAGUUAUGUAGGCUGGGCUCUACAGAUUCUCUCACCAAACACAAUCUCUACAAGCAUGUUGCAGAGGACAAAAUACAACCUGAAUGCCCUCUCGCACGAUACAGCAAUUGGUCUAGUACAGUUUGCCUUGGACAGUGGAGUACAACUCAGAGAGGUAUUUGUUGACACAGUCGGCCCAGCAGAGAAGUAUGAGGAGAAACUCUCGAAGCGCUUCCCUGGUAUUGAGGUGACUGUGAGGCCAAAGGCUGACUCCCUCUUCCCCAUCGUCAGUGCAGCCAGUAUCUGUGCAAAGGUGGCCAGGGAUCGUGUUGUAAAGGGCUGGAACUUUGCUGAGGACCUGGGAGAGGUGGAUACAGACUACGGCUCAGGAUACCCCAACGACCCCAAAACUAAAGCGUGGCUGCUGAAGUACCUGGACCCAGUGUUCGGUUACCCUCAGUUUGUUCGAUUUAGCUGGAGCACUGCCCAAACCCUGAUGGACAGCAAGGGUGUGAUUGUCCACUGGGAUGAUGACGAGGAGGACGGGGAGAAAGCGGCGCAGCGGCAGAACAACAAGUCCAUGUUGUCAUUCUUCAGUGCAUCAGCUGGAGGUAACGACCAAAACCCGACCCACCAAACACACCGCUUCUUCUCUGAGCGGAGGCUGAAGAGCCUCGACACACUGUGAAGUGUAGAGGACAUGCACGCACAUACAGGGAACUAUAAGCUCUUUGUGAGAUUUUCAUAUACGGCCCAAAAAGAUCAGUCUUCGGCAGAGAUGUGAUGUGCCGAUAUGUGAUGUUUUUAUCACCGCUGCAGACUUAAAAGAACCUCUAUCUGUAUUUGUUCUGUUUGUAUCUGUUUUUAAUACAUAAAAGUAAUGUUUAAAACUUUCGUUUUACUUUUCUUUUGUAAUUCUACACCAUACACGUGAAAGAAGCAAACAGGCUUUGUUGAGAAAUGUCUUUAAUGCCAAUACAGCCCUCUGGUGGCAAUAUGAUAAAACACACCAGAGGUUGGAAAAGCGUUGGCGGUGUUCCACAUGAACGUUUAAGGGUCCCAAUACAAACAUAAUCUGAUGACUGACAUGGACAAAUGCUAAAUAACCACCAUAAUAUGACAACUGCAGAAUGAAAACAACUCAGCAUGUUCCACGUACCCUGAAAUCAUAGUCUCUUGUCCUGUAUCUCAUAUUUUUUAGGUUACAGUAGUAAGACUAUGGCUUAUAAUUUAUCUGUUAUGUAUAGAAUGAAACCUGAUAGUAGGGCUGAACAAUUAAUUAAAAACACAGUAUGGCCUGCUGCAAGUUUCAAAUUGCAGAAGGCGCAAUAUUUUUAGUGAUUUGUGUGUCAGAAUACUGUUUUAAAUUAAAUAUUGUCACACUACAGAGACGUCCUGGCCUACACAUCAUAUUCUACUGACCUUAAAUAUCUUUGUUUUGGGACAGAUCCCUGUAAAAAUUACGCCAUAAUUAAUUUUAAUGUGUUUCAGUGAAAAUGAGAAUAAUGAUCAUUCCCCCUAGUAAUAUAAAUCAUAUUGCAAUUGCAAUAUCAGUCAAAAUGAUCGCAAUUAGAUAAUUUUUUCAAAAUUGUUCAGCCCUACCUGAUACCAAAACGAGGAAUAUGUGUUACUACAAAACCUUUUUUUUUUUUUCAUUUAACAAAAGAAAACAAAGUUGUCAGAUUGUUGACUAAAUAAAAUACAGUCUUAAAUUUUGAUUCAAAU
Molecule: messenger RNA, 2117 nt
Organism: Micropterus salmoides (largemouth bass)
Lineage: Eukaryota; Metazoa; Chordata; Actinopteri; Centrarchiformes; Centrarchidae
Gene: rnaseh2a
Product: ribonuclease H2, subunit A
Exons: 9
Coding region: 154-1080 (308 amino acids)
Biological process (GO): DNA replication, removal of RNA primer; mismatch repair
Cellular component (GO): ribonuclease H2 complex
Molecular function (GO): RNA-DNA hybrid ribonuclease activity; RNA binding
Source: RefSeq, a predicted model, not a curated record